Caenorhabditis sp. 36 PRJEB53466 is the source of this 348-nucleotide messenger RNA. Lineage: Eukaryota; Metazoa; Nematoda; Chromadorea; Rhabditida; Rhabditidae. The record is from the annotation of a GenBank genome assembly.
AUGUCGUCCGUGAUGGAAAUGAUGAAAGGAAUGAUUGUCGAUGAUCAUGGAACUUCUGGAGAAAGAGAAGCCGUCCGCCGCGAGUGCUCCGUUCAAAACGAUGAGCACCCUGGACUAUCUCCAUCUUUUCCGGUCCUUGGUUCUCGGAAUCGACGCGCCGGAAAUGAACGAAACCGUCAGAGGCUCAAUGAGAAUAUCGAGACUUUGGAGAAGAACGACUCGGUUUGCAGAUGGUUCAAACCAGAAUUGCAAAUUCAUUUUAUUUUACAGAAAGUUCCACUGGAAACCAUCCGAUCUUCGCUCGACACGAUUCUCGAUCAAAUUCCGUGUUGCAAUCCGAAAAAGUGA